UCCUAGAAACCGCCUCCGCCGCUGCCGCCGAUCCGUUUGUGGAUUCAAACGAUCGCCGCCUCCAUGUUGGACGGAGCGCAGGGAAACAGUCUCCGUUUCGGUGAAAGGUCUAUCGAAGACCCGGGAUUAAGCAGCCCUCCGCCGUGACUGAGACGUUAACUCGGCAAGCCGACAUAUACAGACGGAGGCAGCUAUUUAAAAAAAAAAAUCUCCUUACACUAAGCUAUAACCCGAUGCGGAAUCGAGCCCUCGCUUUAUAUAGACGCGAAACUUUAUUUUCUUUUUGUCCUUUUAAAUGUGGUUUUUGACGUUCGCGUGUGUAUAAAGGAGCCCGGUGAUUGGGGACCGGGGCUGUUUCGUGGUCGGUCACCGUUAGCUAGCUGGACUUGUGAAGAAGGCUAGCUAGUUACUGUAAAAUCAAAGCGGCUACGCCAGUUUGGAAAAGGGGGGUAAACAUCCAGUUUCCAUGGACAACACGUCCAUAAUAACCCAGGUUUCCAACCCCAAGGAGGAGGAGAUAAUUUCUUCAAGUCAAGAAAAAGUAUCACAGUCCAGUAGUAGCUUAAAGAAACAAAGGAGUAGAAGCAUCUUCAGCACAUUUUUCUGCUGCUUCCGGAGCUACAAUGUGGACCCUCCCUCCAACAACAAUGGCAGCUCCCUACCGCCACCUGUGGAAGAGAAUGGGACACUCCCCAAGUGUGAUUCGGUCCAGGUCAUUCCCAUCCCCACUGAAGCAAGGGCUUUGCUCAGCAGGUGGAAAAAUGUAUCCAUUGGCGCUAGGAGCUCUGAAAUAUUACAUUUUGAGCCCCCAGCCAAAUACCUCCUACCUGAGAUGAACAUAUCGGACUACGGCAAGAAGUGUGUUGUGAUCGACUUGGAUGAAACCUUGGUGCACAGCUCGUUCAAGCCGAUAAGCAAUGCUGAUUUCAUCGUGCCUGUGGAGAUAGAUGGUACAGUUCAUCAGGUCUAUGUACUGAAAAGGCCACAUGUGGAUGAGUUCCUGCAGAAGAUGGGGGAGCUGUUCGAAUGCAUCCUUUUUACAGCUAGCCUAGCCAAGUAUGCGGACCCUGUGGCGGACCUCCUGGAUCAGUGGGGGGUGUUUCGAGCCCGGCUGUUCCGAGAGUCCUGCGUGUUCCACCGAGGAAAUUACGUCAAAGACCUGAGCCGAUUAGGGAGGGAGCUGAGUAACGUGAUCAUAGUGGAUAACUCGCCCGCGUCCUACAUCUUCCACCCGGAAAAUGCAGUCCCGGUACAAUCGUGGUUUGACGACAUGACGGACACAGAGCUGCUGGACCUGCUCCCUUUCUUCGAGGGCCUUAGCAGAGAGGAGGACGUUUACAGCGUGCUCCAGAACCUGAGGGGCAGGUAGCCCGGUCUCCAGGGACUCCACCCGUUCUUGCCCCCAUCCCCCCCAGCAUGGCUCAGGUCCUGUCCUGCAGCUGCCUGAAGUGGGCGCCGCAGAAUCUCACCACGGAGAACCCCCCCUGCCCCACCAACUCUCCUGUUCUGAUGGCACCCUGAGUGGACAGAAUGUUUGCAGUGCACUCGACAUAUAGGGAUCCGGACUCUGGAACCUUCCAUUGGGCAGAACCAACGUGUACACCCACAGACAUGCAUUACAUAUAUAUUUCUAAGGAGGGAAAUCAGAAAAAUGUUCUGAAAAGGACUUACUUUUUUAACCAAGAGACAGUUUUACUAUCCUGUUUAAGUUCUUUAUAUGUACCAAAAACAAGCUUUUUAAGGAACGUGUUAAAAAGCUAUGCGGUUUUUGGCCACUCCAUCGUUGCUAUGCAGGCUGUCUUCUCUUGAUCUCCAGUAGUUUAAACAACUGUGAUUUUUCUUUUCUUACUGAAUGAAGUGCCUUUUUUGAAUGUUGUUUUUACGGGGAAAACAUACAUUUUGUACACGGCAUAUUUCCAGAGAACUUAAAUCUUUUAAUGAAUAUAUGCUUUAAAAAUGAAAGUGGAUAUGAAUCUUUAUAUUAAGCACUGUUAUUUAUGCUAAAGAUUUUUUAAUACCAUUCGACGCUGGGUACAUGUCUCCAUAAUAUUCUGAUCGGUGUUUCUUUCAGUUGCCUGUAACUUUUUUUUUUUUUUGCCAUUUAUAUAGAGGUGGUUUUUUUGUUCCUUUCUUUCUGAUACAUAGAAAUGUGCUCGUGUCACCAUAGCUUUCACUGAGCAGGGUGGUGCAUUUGCAUUUGUGAUGCUGUUAGUUUUAGUCUUGGUCGUAGCUCCGACAGGGGCGACCCCUCGUAUAAUAGGGCUGGGGGGCAGUUUUAAUGCCCGCAGGUAACUAAGUGCCAAUGGUUGUUCCUGAAUGAUGCCAAACACUUUAACUCUGUGUGUUCGUGCCAGAUGUGUGUGAAGUGUUCCAUCCAGCUCCCACCAACCCCUCCCACCUCUGCCCCCAUUUACCCUGAUAUUAAAGUUGGGAAUUCAGUGGAAUACAGCACAGCUGGCCGUUUGCCGUGUUCAUUCUUAAACAUGCCGUGUCGCUGUAGAAGCGUCAUCUGCGUCAUCAUGUGUGCUGCCCCGGGGCCAUACGCUGGUCAGCCUGACAGUUGCUCCGCCCCCGCCCCCCACCCCCGAGACAGCCAGAGUUGUGGCGCUGUGCUAUCACAGAUGUGUCCCUGAUCUGUCGGGAAAACCGGCUGUUAGCUGUAAGGAAGGUGCUUCGUAGUCUUUACCGAGUUUCCUGAGGAGAAGAGUGGGUGUCUCUAAAUCCAAGUCAUUUUUGACCAGGCUCAGUCCUUGAGGCUGGCGCAAUGCUGCGUUAUGGACAACGUGUGGCGCUGCCUGUGGGCCCCACACUGAACCCCGUACUAUGGAAACGCACAUAUACGCUCAUCCCCCUGUGCUUCUUACAGCUCCCCAUUCUGUCCCCCGGCCUCUUACUCAGCAUUUUCCAUUGAAUUUUAUCUUUUUAAUCAUUCAUUCACAAACCCCUGACUUUUGAAAUGGUUUUAUUCCCUAAAUGAAUUUCCACAUUUGCCUUUAUUCACAUGCAUACCUGUGUGUACAAUGUGUGUAUACAUGCAUGCAUGCUGCCAGUGUUACUGAGACACGUGUGAUGGUGAGGUGCUGUUCUCUGAACACUCACCUCCUCACAUGGGUUGCGGUCGGCAUUACUAGCUGGAUAAUCCAUCUAUUUCACCAGUUAAAAGUACAUCAGUUGCUUGACCUUGACGGUGUUCCAGGGGCUUGUAAACGUCUUGGAGCUCGGAGAAUGUGCAGUGUGUCACCAUUCCGGUCUCCUUCACUCCCAGUCUCUAUUAAGUUGUUUUAAAGUUGUCUUGUCCGUUUUCAGCGUUGCUUUUCUUGCCUCUGGCACCGUUUUCCAAAGGACAGGAAUCGCUACACCUGCCCUGUUAUUCGGCUGCAGUAGUCUACGUCAGGCUGUCUGGCUUCAGUGCGCUGAGGUGCAGUUCAGUGCUGGUGAGACGUUCUCGUUCUUUGUUCUGAACCAGCAACGUUCCUUUCAAAGAGUGUUCCUUUGCAACAUUUUCUCUUCCCUUCAGUGAAGUGUUACAUGGUCUGUGGCGUAGAUCUGACAUAUUAAAGCAUCUUUUUAAAAAACUGAAAAAAUGAAAAAUGUUUUUGCGGUUUUGUUUUGCAUUGAAUGCCCCUUGUUCUUGCUUGUUUGUACCAAAUGCCGGUGAGGUGGGAGAGGGCUUUCUGGGGUCUUGCCGUGCUCUACUCCAUGGGCUGCUCCUCUGGCUGCUACAUCUAAUACGCAAGUUUACACGUUAAAACACGAGGGCUGACAAAGCUGUACAAAUUUGUGGAAAUCUGUGGAUUCGGUAAGUUCAUGUGCUAAAAAUUUUAAGAUGAGCGUAAUGUGAAAGAUUGAUGUUAUUGCAAAUGGUCAAAAAAGUAAUUUUAAUGUCAUAAUUGUAUAAAUAUUCAUAGUUUUUUAUUUCCUGUAAAACAGGCAGCUGCUUUUACUUUGCUUUGGUAUUUCUUUUAGUUGAACUUUCCCCACCACUUCUACACUAUUGUGUCAUAGCUUUAGGAGUUGAUCAUUUUUACUGUUUGCAUGUGAAUUGAAAAUGGAGCCGGCUUUUUUAUUAAACUGUAUUCAAAUGAA
Molecule: messenger RNA, 4086 nt
Organism: Paramormyrops kingsleyae
Lineage: Eukaryota; Metazoa; Chordata; Actinopteri; Osteoglossiformes; Mormyridae
Gene: ctdsplb
Product: CTD (carboxy-terminal domain, RNA polymerase II, polypeptide A) small phosphatase-like b
Molecular function (GO): RNA polymerase II CTD heptapeptide repeat phosphatase activity
Source: RefSeq, a predicted model, not a curated record